This is a messenger RNA of Colletotrichum godetiae, 414 nucleotides long. RefSeq names its product histone chaperone domain CHZ-domain-containing protein. NCBI's taxonomy places the organism in Eukaryota, Fungi, Ascomycota, Sordariomycetes, Glomerellales, Glomerellaceae. The record is from RefSeq and is a predicted model, not a curated record. The coding region runs from base 1 to 414 and encodes 137 amino acids. The transcript has a single exon.
AUGGCUGCCGAGAACGAGAACGUCGCUGCUGGCCUCGCCGAGGAAACCAAGGGCAAGGGCAAGGCUGUUGCCGCCGAGGAGCCCGUUGAGAAGAGCGACGCCAUGGACGAGGAUGAGGACUCCAGUGAUGAGGAGGAGGCCCCCGAGGCCGCCGAGGCUGGUAAGAAGCAACCCCAACUGCUACGAAUCUACCGCACACCUGCGAUUCCUGUGACUAACAUGCCUGCAAAUACAGUCGACGAGGAGGACGGCAUGGAGGAGAUUGACCUGAGCAAUAUUGUCGAGGGCGGUCGCCGCACCCGUGGCCGUGUCAUCGACUUCGCCAAGGCUGCCGAGGAGAACCCCGCCGAGGAGGAGGAUGACGAGGACGAUGAUGACUUCGCGGCCGACGAGUCCAAGAUGGACGAGGACUAA